UGUUAGAAUUGUGACAGUAGUCCCUAAAAUCUUCAUCUUCACAAGCCUUAUUUGCUUAAUGAGUUUUCUGAUAUUUUGCUGAAGAUGUUCCAUAGUUAGUGUGUCCCAAGUUUUAUUUCUAGGAUUUCCUCUGCCGACUGAUGGGGCAGAACACACCACUGAAAACCCUGCCACGUUCAUUGCCUUCAAAGGUCCAACAGUUUCUCUCCUGUGUCUCUUUGCCACCUAUUCAGUCUUAUGCUGAGAAAAGACUUUCCACGGUCAUAUUUCUACCACCAAUGAGCUCACUGAUAUGUGACCUUCGAAGCACUGAUAGGGUCUAUCUUUCCACAAAAUGCUCUCCUAGUGAUCAUGCUUGUCUCAGUAUACACUUAUCAGCCAUAUAAUGAGCUAGGUUUUAUUCAAAGGUUUUCCACCUUGAUUGUAUCACAGUUUAUUCCUGUGUGACAUAAAAUAUGACAUAAUUGGUCGCCGAAGGCACUACCACAUCAUUUGCUCAGAAUUUUCUCUGAGCAAAUUCUAUCUUCUGCUGAUGGUGCACCUCUGGCACCUGGCUGUUGCACGAUGGACACGUUCCUAACUGAUAGAAGCCCACUGAAGUGUGAUGAAAUCUUUGAGCUGCCACAGAAGACAUCCGCACGGUCACUGUACCAACAGGGUUUUUCUCCUUUAUGAUAUCACUUUGCUGUGAUGAACUGUGACUCUUACAGAAUGAAUUUUCCAACUUGGCUGAACCUACAUGUUUCUUUCUUGCAUGUGGCAUUCUCUUAUGACACACAAGGCAGGACAAGUUGAAGGCUUUUCCACAAUCAUCGCACCGAUAGGAUUUCUCACCUGUACGAGUUGUUUGAUGUCUAUUGAGGCAUGACUUAUUUCUGAAGUCUUUCCCACAAUCACUGCUUGUAUAAGGUUUCUCUCCUAUGUGGUGGAUGUCGACAAGGUGAGUUAAAAUUUUAUUUGAAAAUAUAAAGGGCCAAAAAAAGCAAAGUCAUUCUUAAGAAAAUGGUAGGAGACCUUGCUUUAUCAGGUUAUGACUUAGAAAGCUCCCAUAGCUAAAACAGUAGUAUUGGCCCAGGAAUAAACAACAGAUCAUUGGAACAGAACAGCUUUUUAGAUCAGAGCUAUACAGAUACAGACACUUGAUUUAUGACUUAUGGCACUAUCAAGCAGUGGAGAAGAGAUUGACUUUAAAUCAUGCUGCUGGGACAAUUAUGCGGAGGGGGCAAAGCCGACCCCUGUAUCGCAGUGUUUACAGAAACAAAUGACUGGGCGGGUCGUGACUAUUAAGGGCACACAGGAUCCUUCUUCGAUGUAUCAGACACAGAUAAUAUUCUCUUGUGGACUGUAGUUGUCACGGUUCGAGCCACAACCCUUUUUGUCCCAGUCUUUAACGCCUCAUUGUGUCUCAUCACGAAGCACACAUCCAGAGCCCUCUCCUCUUCCGGAUUCAGUUCUAGUCUCUUAAUGCCCAUUUUCCCAAACACGUUACUGAAAGUUCCCAAAUUACCCUCCACAAGACCGUUUUUACUGUACGGACGCAAAAGUUUUCAAUAUGGCCGCGUCUUCCCUGCGGUUUCUGAAGGGCUCUGAGAGAGCGCGGGCGCGGCCAUGUUCUGCCUGUGAUUGGUUUAGUUCUCGGGUCCGAUCGAAAGACUCCGGGCGAGCGUGCUGAAAUGGUACUAAGCAUGCUUGACGGUGCCGACAGCCGCUGUGGAAGUGGAAGAACCAGAGGCAACAGGUCCUCAAAAUAAGAGACAGGAUGGGAUGAUCUUGAACGUGGCCAAAUGGGCCCUCUCGCUCCCCGUAGGCCAGGUAUCCAAGAUGGCGGCGCGCGGUCGAAGAUGGCCGCUCCCAGCACACCGUCAGGAAAACGGCGCCGGUCAUAAUGCCCCGCGGGAAUGCCAACGGAGACUAGAAUCAGCGUUCCGAGAUACAUCGUUCGCUUCCAAAUGCCCUUGAGUCUGCGCAACAGCCCGCGACGCGAACCCGCAAACGGCGGAGCGGAAGCGGAAGCGGAAGUUGCGUGCUGAAGCGCGGCUUUCCUCGCGAGGUCACGUUUGGCGGACAGAUGCUGGCUUUCUAGUAUGAGGUAGCUCCUGUAAAGGAAAAAAAGUAGAGCUCAAGUCCAGAAAUUAAUCCUUGCUGAGGAUACCGUUGAUGAGACACCAGUAUCAGGAUUUUAGGACAGAUGCCAAAAGCGGUGGCCAUGUUCUGAAAGCUGCUAAAAAUGACCAAGUUCCAGGGCUUAUUGUCAUUCAAAGAUGUGGCUGUGGAUUUCACCCGGGAAGAGUGGCAGCUACUAGACACAGUUCAGAAGAACCUCUACCGGGAUGUGAUGUUGGAAAAUUAUAGCAACCUAAUGUCAUUGGGUUAUCAAGCUGCCAAGCCAGGAGCUGUGGUCCACUGGGAGAAAGAAGAACAAGGAAUGGUAGAGAGGGAAUUUCCAAGUCAUUUUAGCUCAGAAGUAAUAUGGCAAGUUAAUGAUUGGUAUCAGGAAGAUAUUGUGAAAGACAAACCUGUGGAGAGAGAUCAUGAAAAUAAUGCACUGGGGAAAAUAUUUUCUCUCAGCAAAAUUUUUUUCCCAUUUAUAGAAGAAACCCAUAAAUGUGUUUCAAGAGGAAUAAGUUUGAAACAAAAUUCAGAUUCAGAUUUUCAGAGUAAAAACUAUGUAGAAACAAACUCUGAUGAGUCAGAUGGUCCUGGGAAAUCAUUUUUCCAUUCUCUACAUGAACUCUCCCAUGCCCGAGCCCAGUAUUACGAACAUAAUUUACAUGUGAAGGCUUUCAGCCCGGUGACAAAUCCUAAAAGACACAACAGAAUUUGCACAGAAGGGAAACCUUAUGAAUGCAGUGAAUGUCCAAAAUCCUUCAGGUAUAAGUCAAAGCUCAUAAUACACCAGAGAACUCAUACGGGAGAGAAGCCGUACAGAUGCAGUGAAUGUCAGAAAGGUUUCAGUACAAAAUGUCAUCUCACUCUUCAUCAGAGAAUUCAUACAGGAGAGAAACCGUAUGGAUGUAUCGAGUGUCAGAAAUCCUUCAGAACAAACUAUCAUCUCAUUCUGCAUCGUAGGACUCAUACAGGAGAGAAACCUUAUGAAUGUAAAGAAUGUGGAAAAGCUUACAGGGAGAAGACAAAGCUGAAGUUACAUUACAAAAUGCACAGAGGAGAGAAACCUUUUGAGUGUAGCGAUUGUGGAAAAGGUUUUAUGCAGAAGUCAAACUUGAUUAUCCAUCGAAGAAGUCAUACAGGAGAUAAACCCUUUGGGUGUAGAGAAUGUGGAAAGGCCUUCUGUAGCAAGUCUCAACUUGUUGUUCACCAGCGAAUUCAUACAGGAGAAAAAUCCCAUGAGUGCAGAGAAUGUGGGAAUGCCUUCUAUAAAAAGUCCCACCUCAUAACACAUGAGAGAAUUCAUGUAGGAGAGGAACCUUAUCAAUGCCGUGAAUGUGGAAAAGAUUUUAUACAUGUGUCACAACUUAUUCUACAUCAGAAAAAUCAUAGAGGAAGAAGACCUUAUGAAUGCAAGGAAUGUGGGAAAGCCUUUAACAAAAAGUCACACUUUAUAACACAUCAGAGAAUUCAUACGGGAGAGAAGCCUUAUGAAUGCAGUGAAUGUGGAAAAGCUUUUAUAGACAACUCACAGCUUAUUGUUCAUCGAAGAACUCAUACAGGAGAGAAACCGUAUGAAUGCAGGGAAUGUAGGAAAGCUUUUAAUAAAAAGUCAUCUCUUAUAACACAUCAGAGAAUUCAUACAGGAGAGAAGCCUUACGAAUGCAGUGAAUGUGGAAAAGCUUUUAUAGACAAGUCACAUCUCAUUGUCCAUCAGAGAACUCAUACAGGAGAGAAACCGUAUGAAUGCAGUGAAUGUGGAAAAGCUUUCGUGCGAAAGGCAAUGCUCAUCGUACACCAGAGAACACAUACAGGAGAGAAACCCUUUGUCUGUCCUGAAUGCCAAAAAGCUUUCAGCAGUAUGGCAAUGCUCAGUAGACAUCAGUUGAUUCAUACAGGAGAGAGACCCCACAGAUGCAAUGAAUGUGGAAAAACUUUUCGCCAAAAAAGCCAUCUUAUUAUCCACCAACGAUGCCACACUGGCGAGAAACCCUAUAGAUGCGUUCCAUGUGGUCAAAUCUUUAACCAGAAGUCACAGCUCAUUAGACAUCAGAGACGUCACACAGGAGAGAAACCAUUUCAGUGCACUCAAUGUGGGAAAUCCUAUUUUGAGAAAUCAUACCUCAGUGACCAUCAGAGAAGCCAUGCAGGAGAGAAACCUUAUCAGUGUAGUGGAUGUGGGAAAACUGUCUCUGUGAAGUUCUUUCUCUCUUCACAUGAAGAAAUUCAUAUGGGAAAGAAAUCUCAGAAACACAUUGAGUGCUGGAAAGACUUUAGUGAGAUGUCAAAUCUCUGUGAAUACAAGAGAAUUAACACAAGAGACACCCUAUGAAUGAAAGUUAGGAUACUUUUUCAUUAUUUUUGGCCUUUGUAAGUUUCAGAAAACUUAUUUAGGAGAGAAAUCUCUUAAAUGCAGUGAAUAUAGGAAAAUUAUUUGCCACCAACACAGCCCUACAUUUCAUUAGAGAAAGGCAAUACAAAUGAGUUAAAAAGUCAAAAUCAUUUCUGGAGAAGAAAAAUCCUAUUAUACAUCACACAUAAAUGAAACCUGAGUGCAACAAAUAUUUUUGACACGUGAUUAUAUUCAGUUUUCACUGAGAAAAAAUCUCAUGAACGUUGUGAAUCUUGGAAUACCUUCCAUACAAAUGAGUUUUCAUACCAAAGAAUACAGAUGAGUGAAGACUUGUGAAAAGGGAUGACUCUGGUGUGAAGUUCAAAUCGACUGCGCAUCAGGUUAUAUUUAUUAAGGAAAAUUAGUAUAGUGUGAUGGUGUAAAAGGAUAUUUACAUAUAAACAACAUUACAAUAGAAGUUUUGUUCUUAAUGUAUUUAUAUUAAUGUAUUUUUAAUGUAACAAAAAAGUAGUCAUUUAUGAAAAAGCGACAACUUUAGCAUGCCAAAGGACACUUUGUUUCAUGCUUAAAUAUACUGUAUAGUCAAAGCAGUAAAUUAAAGGUCCCGCGUGUGUGUAUUUGCUUUGUGUCUGAAUAUUUUUAUAGAACGUAUAUCAUCACUUUUGGAGAUCAUAAGAUGAUAGGAAAGUUUGUACCGUGAAAAUCUUGUUCCAUUUUUAUGUGUGUGAUAUCCAUAACAAAUGGCAACGUUGUAAAUUUUCGUGUAUCAUAAAAUGCCAGUGUAGAUUUCUUCAAGGGAAGUAAUUAGGCUUAAGAUUAAGCAAGACUGUAACUUAACGCCAUUUAUAUUUUUGUUUGUUUUAUACAUACUGUUUACCAGUAUACAUAAAUGGAUGGUAGUUCUUUUCAGCCUUUUAGAUUAAUAAACGUUAA
This is a messenger RNA of Pteropus alecto (black flying fox), 5392 nucleotides long. RefSeq names its product zinc finger protein 260-like. The record is from RefSeq and is a predicted model, not a curated record. The transcript is spliced from 6 exons. Lineage: Eukaryota; Metazoa; Chordata; Mammalia; Chiroptera; Pteropodidae. Gene Ontology annotation, biological process: regulation of DNA-templated transcription. The coding region runs from base 2228 to 4438 and encodes 736 amino acids.